AUGACGUGUCUGCAGUAUAUGGGGGUGGUUUUUGAGCGGCAUUGGCGAGAUCCGAUAAUUAGUGUUACUCAGUCUCACGGCUGCGAGUCCUCCUACCGUCCUACCGUCUCCUAUUCCAUCCUUCCUUCCAACCGCUGCACCCCCUCGCCACCGCUCUCUACGCCGCAGUCCAGUCAACCAAGUCAAAAUAUCCACUCUGCAUCCGCAGCUUCUUCCCACAUGUCGUCCUUAUUCGAGGCCGCCGCGGCCUUCGAAGAAGCGGCUGCACAUGGGGCGAACCCCGUCAUACUCGAAAGGUCAGGUAAAGGACACUCCCCUGUGGUCACUAUGACAGACAUGAGCGGUGCGAGUUCCCGUGCUCCGACAUCGGCUGAGAUUGAUGCUGUCAUUGCCGCUGCGAUAGCCAACGCACCUCCACCACCUCCUUCAGACUUUAACUCUGACAUAAACCGUUCUGUAACGCCACUCAUGACAAAUCUUUUGCCCUCGGCAGUUGGUAGUGACGGGCGAGUCAACCUUUUCGUGGGGAACCUCCCGUAUAGAGUUCGAUGGCAGGAUCUAAAGGAUCUUUUCAGAAAAGCGGGAACAGUAUUGAGGGCGGACGUCAGUUUGGGACCGGAUAAUAGGAGUAGAGGAUACGGUACCGUCUUAAUGGGCAGCAGGGAAGAUGCUGCACGAGCAAUAGAUCGCUACAAUGGCUACACUUGGCAGACAAGAACCCUUGAAGUCCGACCUGACCGUCUCCCGCCAGAGUAUGAGCCCCAGUCCCAUCCCAUUCACCACAACGCCAACCCUCGCUCCGCCAUGUACUCUUUCCAUAACUUCCCUGGUCCCUCUCAUACACCUUUUUCCAUCCCGGGCCACAUCACCCCUCAAUCCGGCCAAGGCUGGCUCCCUGGACAAAUACCGAGUUCAAGGCCGUUCUCGGCGGCCGGUGGCCUGAUACCCGGAGGCAUGGGUGUCCCAUCGAGUUCAAGUGCUGUGGGUCUGACGAGCUCGACGCCGAUACCUGGGGCGCAAUCGCCCCCUUCUGUCUUCGGAGCUCAGCCUCUUCCACUCAGCGUGCAAAAUACGGGUCUGAAUGCUUUCCACUCGCUUGGACAGUCACCUCUUGCUGGAUCUCUCACAUCUGGUACUGGAGCUGCUAUGCCUGCAGGUGUUAGCGCAGUUCGCCGCGAUUCUCUCACACCCUUUGGAGCGUCCCUCACAACUUUUGAUUCUGCAGCGGCCCCUCUCUCGAGUACGUCACCUAAUAUGGCCGUUUCACGGCCUACAUCGAGCAGUGGUAGCGUCAAGCCUCCUUCUCCUGGUGGAAGCCGCGCUCCUCCACCAGGUACGCUUGGCCCCCUUCCUCCUUCCUUGUUUGCCGGUAUAAAACCUGCGCCAGCUGUUGAUGCGAUAGCACCUACGAUUGCAGGAGAUGUACCAGCACAGAGUCCAAAUGGAGGAGCGGGGAGAUUGGCGGCGGCGCCGAUUCCUCAGUUGGAAGGAUUGGCCAACCAGGGAAUGGGAUUAGGUCCUCCUAGCACGCUGCAUGACCGAGUGAUUUUUGUCUCAAACUUACCUUUGUCGAUGCAAUGGCAAGAUCUGAAAGACAUGCUAAGGCCUGCGGGAACCAUUAUUCGAGCAGAUGUUGCCACCGAUGCCCACGGAAAGCCUAGAGGAUUCGGGACUGCAUUGUUCGCUACUGAAGCCGAUGCCACAAGAGCUGUACUUUUGUUCAACGACCGCGAGAUCGGUGGUUUCCGGAUUCGUGCUCACUUGGAGAGGGACAUCCACCCCGAAGUUUCUCAGCGUAGUGCCAGAAAUUCUGUAUCUGGAGAGGCUACUUCUCUGGGUAUCCAGGACCACCUGACUGGCGUCCCGGAAGGCGUCAAGGAUAUGCUCCAAAGCAAUGGCAUUACUCCGAUCGACACCUCUGUUCCUUCCACCAAGCCUAGUAGCACUUCCCCCAUUGCCAAGCUCCCUUGGAGUCUGAACACUUCUUUACAGACUCACACCGCCCCAGGGCAUGGCCAACCCCCUCAUGGCGAACCAUCACCCACCUCUCACACUCCCGUGUUCCGUCACCCCCACCAUCCCGGUCCCAUAUCCAUGCCUCCCUUCCAUAUGGAACACGGGAAUCCCAUAUCACCACUUCACACUCGCGGUCUCCCUCCUAUGACACCUUCCAUGCCUGGAUUCGUUUUCAAUUAUCCCGAGACGCCUCCUCUUCACGGGCACGCCUCUCAUUUUAUGUCUCCUGCCGCUGGACCAUUUUCACCAGGCAUUCCUGUCACAUCGCCCGGUGCAUUCCAGUACAACCCUUUCCUCAACCCUGCUCCUGGAGCUCCUGUUAAUCGCUUCCCUUCUACUCCUGGUAAUCACCCACAAGCCGGUUCAGCUGCACUGGGCACACCUACGACGCAGGCGUUUCCUAAUGGGCCGAUUGGAUAUGGGCAGUAUGCCGGUCCCCCAGGUGGGGCGUUACAGGGCAAAUCUGAGAAUUCACCGCAAGCCAGGCAGGGACAGGAUUACUUUGCCAACGCGAUCCCUCCUCAACAUGCUACUUCCACAGCUGGAAAUAGGACGUUGGGCGUUGGUGCUUUGGGCGGGAAAGACAAGUUGCGAAGUAGUCCACUGAGCGGGGGGGAUGGUCAGAACGAUUCGGAUGAAGAGACGAGAGCGCCGUCCGCGGUGGGUGAUGAGUUGGCGAAGAUGGCGGAAGAAUUGACAGUUGAUGACGAGAACGAGGAUGGAGAGCCAGGGAGGCAGAGUUCGAGUGGAUUGAGCCUUUCGGGUUUGGGUUCAAGUGCGGCAGUUAGCCCACGUGGUGGAAGGGCUAGUAUGGACGAUGGAAAGCUGGGUAGGCACUAGUUAACAUUUCUCUCUUUUUUUUUCCUUGUUUCCUUUUCGGUGAGGGUUAGUGAAGAAGUUGGCGGCCAGAAGUCAAAUGGUCCUGGGUUUGAGUUGGGAAAAUUCAUUCUUAGUCUUUUUCUUUCGGGCAGGGAGGUCUCUUAAAUUCAUUCAUUUCUUUCAGGUAUAUAUAUAUAUAGUCUCUUAGUUCUGGUUAGUGGCGUUUCAUAGAAAAGAAAAAGGGAUUGGAAUUUUAGCAUUUGACGAAUAAAAGGUGGGAUUCAAAGCAAGAGCAUUAUAGGGAAUUUCAUUCGGGUAGAAGGAGAAAA
This is a messenger RNA of Cryptococcus deneoformans JEC21, 3164 nucleotides long. RefSeq names its product telomere maintenance protein, putative. Gene Ontology annotation, cellular component: nucleus; cytoplasm; post-mRNA release spliceosomal complex. The record is from RefSeq and is a predicted model, not a curated record. Lineage: Eukaryota; Fungi; Basidiomycota; Tremellomycetes; Tremellales; Cryptococcaceae. Bases 1 to 2856 code for a protein of 951 amino acids. Gene Ontology annotation, biological process: regulation of mRNA stability involved in response to oxidative stress. Gene Ontology annotation, molecular function: mRNA binding. The transcript is spliced from 9 exons.